Molecule: messenger RNA, 393 nt
Organism: Cannabis sativa
Lineage: Eukaryota; Viridiplantae; Streptophyta; Magnoliopsida; Rosales; Cannabaceae
Product: flowering-promoting factor 1-like protein 1
Exons: 1
Coding region: 1-393 (130 amino acids)
Biological process (GO): regulation of flower development
Source: RefSeq, a predicted model, not a curated record
AUGUCCGGCGUAUGGUUGUUCGGCAAAAACGGCGUCACACGGCUUAUAAGCUACCCAACGAGGGAAUCAUUCGAGCAAAAAGAGCCACCUUUUCCACCAGGGACAGCCACCGCUCCCGGCGCUCGGCCACGUGUCCUGGUCUACCUUCCAGACAACCAAGUAAUCCGCUCCUACGCCGAACUGGAGGUUAGACUCGGAGAACUCGGUUGGACUCGUUACCACAACUCAAACAGACCGGACCUCCUCCAAUUCCACCGCUCCCACGCCUCUGCUCACCUCAUAUCUUUGCCUAGCGAUUUCGCCAAGCUCAAGCCUCUUCACAUGUAUGAUAUCGUCGUCAAAAAUAGGUCUUUCUUUCAAGUUCGGGACUCACCACCGGCCACUUCAUCAUAA